Messenger RNA from Rotaria sordida, 1893 nucleotides. NCBI's taxonomy places the organism in Eukaryota, Metazoa, Rotifera, Eurotatoria, Philodinida, Philodinidae. The record is from the annotation of a GenBank genome assembly.
AUGGCAUUUCAAUCAUUGGCCAUAGACAAUGAUGAAUUAAUUCAUAAUGCCGUUUGUCAAGGUCAUGUUAUUUCUCUUGAAAUUUAUUUAAAUCAAAAUCCCAAUUAUAUCAACAAAUAUUUUACAUAUAAUCGAUCAAAAUGGACUCCAUUAUUAGCCGCAUGUUAUUAUCGACAUGAACAUAUUGUACGUAUGUUACUUAAUCGUUUUAAACCUGAUAUUGAAGCUAAAGGUACUAUUGUUUUUGAUACGUAUGGUAAUCAACGAAAAAUUGUCAAAGAUGUUUCACCACUUUGGACAGCUGUUGCUGUUAAUCAUUUUGAUAUUGUUCAAUUAUUAAUUGAACAAGGUCAUGCUAAUAUCAAUCAUUUAACAAAAACACAUAGUACAACUUUUCGUGUGGCAUGUUAUAAUAAUAAUCUUGAAAUGGCAAAAUAUUUAUUUGAACAUGGUGCUAAUCCAUAUCAAGCAAAAAUAGGCAAUUAUACAAGUCUAAUGCUUACUGCUGGUCGUCGAAAUUUUAUUAUAGUUAAAUAUUUAGUAAAUGAACUUCAAUUUAAUAUAAAUGAACAAGAUAAAAAUGGUCAAACAGCUCUUUAUUAUGCAAUAAAAUCUUGUUCAUAUGAAAUCGUUAAAUUUUUAUUAGAAAAUGGAGCAAUGAAUAUUCGUGAUAAAUUAAGAAAAGUAACUCCACUUAUGCGUGCUGCUCUUUAUGGAGAAAUAAAUUUAGUUGAAGCUUUUGAUGGUUAUUGUUCAGAUUUAGAAUGGAUUGAAGCUAAAGAAUUACUUGGUGCAAGUUUUGGAGGAUGUAUAGCACAUAUUGAAAAUUUAAAUAAAACUAUAGAAUAUUUAACUGAAGCAUUUCAAUUAAGAAUACAAAAAAAUUUACCUAAAAUUUUAUCUAUUGAACCUAUUGAAAUAUUUAAUUUUUGUUCGGAAUGUGAAACACUUGAACAAUUUAAUCAACUUAUUUGUUUAAAUGCAAGAGAAAAUUUACAUAUUGAAACUAUACGUAUUUAUCAACGUCUUCUCGGUGAUUUGAGUAAAGAUUAUCAUCAUGUACUUCGUUAUUAUGGAGCUACAUUAGCUGAUGAUCAUCGAUAUAAUGACUGUUUUCGUUGGUGGUUUUAUGAAAUUGAUUUAAAAAAAAAAUAUAAUAUUAGUUUUAAGAAAGGACAUUUACGUAGUUUUAUUGAUAUUUUUAUAGAAAUGAAAGAGAAUAAUCAAAUGGAUAUUCCUAUUACUAGUUUAAUGCAAUUGUUGAAAAUCAUUGAUAAUGAACUUCAACUAAAUUUUAAAAAUGAAAAUUUCGAUUAUAAUUUACAUACAUUACUUUAUACAAUUACAAUUAUUGCUCAGAUAAUUUUUAGUUCUAAUGAAAAAAUAAUACAAGAAAUAUCAAUUAAUGAUUGUCAAGAAUUGUUUAAAUUAAUUCGAUUAAUUAUUCGACAUGAAUAUAGAACAAUAAAAGAUAAAUCGUCUCUUCUUCAUUUAUGUUCAAAUAGUUUAACAGAUAGUUUGAUUGAUGAAAUUAAUUAUCCAUGUUGGAUGACAGUUCGUUUAUUAAUUAAUUGUGGAGCAAAUGUAGAUGUUUUAGAUUCAAAUAAAAAUACUCCAUUACAUAUAAUUGUUCAAAAUGUUUCAAUAUUUAAUGUAAUUAUCAUUAUGGAUAUUUUAUGUAAUUUUGGUGCUCAUUUGGAUUAUGUUAAUAAUAAAGGACAAACUCCAAUUGAAUCAAUACCAUCAUUUCAAAAUGAAAUAAUUCAACAUUUCAAAGAAAAGAUGGGUGUUAGACAAUUGAAAUGUAUUUGUGCUCAUUUAAUACAAAAAGAAUGUUUUUUAUAUAGAAAAUUUCUUUCGACAUCUCUUAUUAAUUUUGUUCAAAAACAUUAA